CAGAGCUCCUCAAAUCAGCUGAAGCUGAAUCGGAGACGAUGAAAAGAUUGAUUUCGUGGGCAUUUGAAUCGACGGCGAAGAGAUUCGUUCAUUGGAAUCUUCAGGGGAAAGGUAAUCCUAGAAUCGCUCCUUCUUCCUUUAAUCUUUGCUGCGGACGACGAGCUUUUGCUAGUGGGAGUGGUGAUUACAGAGAGAUAUUGAGAAAUGGGCUGAGUGAUUUAAAGCUAGACGAUGCUGUUGGGUUGUUCGGUGACAUGGUCAAGUCUCGUCCCUUUCCUUCAAUCAUUGAAUUCAAUAAACUGUUGAGUACAAUUGCAAAGAUGAACAAGUUUGAUGUUGUCAUCUCCUUGGGGGAGAAGAUGCAGAAUCUGGGAAUUUCACAUGAUCUCUAUACUUACAAUAUUCUCAUAAACUGUUUCUGCCGGCGGUCUCAGCUCUCUCUUGCUUUAGCUAUUCUGGGAAAGAUGAUGAAACUUGGUCAUGAUCCCGAUAUAGUCACACUUAACUCGCUGCUCAAUGGUUUCUGUCACGGGAAUAGGAUUACACACGCUGUAUCUUUGGUUGGUCAAAUGGUGGAAAUGGGAUUUCAACCAGAUACCGUCACAUUUAACACUCUGAUUCAUGGGUUUUUUCUCCGCAACAAAGCUUCCGAAGCGGUGGCUUUAGUUGACCAAAUGGUUGUAAAAGGUUGUCAACCAACUCUUGUUACUUAUGGUGUGGUAGUCAAUGGAUUAUGUAAGAGAGGUGACAUUGAUUUGGCUUUAAAUCUUCUCAGGAAGAUGGAACAAGGUAAAAUAGAAGCUGAUGUUGUAAUCUACAGCACAGUCAUUGAUAGUCUUUGCAAAUAUAAACAUUUGGACGAUGCUCUCAACCUGUUCAACGAAAUGGAGAAGAAAGGAAUUAGAGCCAAUGUUGUUACCUACAACUCCCUCAUAAGCUGCCUUUGUAAUUACGGAAGUUGGAAUGAUGCCUCUCAACUACUUAGAGAUAUGAUUGACAGGAAAAUCAACCCCGAUGUAGUUACGUUCAAUGCAUUGAUCGAUGCAUUUGUGAAGGAGGGGAAGCUUCUAGAGGCUGAGAAAUUGUACGAGGAGAUGAUCAAAAGGUCUAUAGAUCCUAGUAUUGUCACGUUCAAUUCAUUGAUCAACGGGUUUUGCAUGCACGAUCGUCUUAACGAGGCCAAGCAGAUGUUUUCUUUGAUGGUUAGCAAGGAUUGCCUCCCAAACGUAGUGACAUAUAAUACUCUUAUAAAUGGAUUUUGCAAGUGUAAAAGGGUAAAGGAUGGUAUGCAACUCUUCCGCGAGAUGUCUCAAAUGGGAUUGGUUGGCAACACAAUCACUUACAACACACUUAUCCAAGGGUUUUUUCAAGCUGGCGACUGUGAUUAUGCCCAAAUGGUAUUCAAACAGAUGGUUUCUGAUCGUGUGCCUGCCAGUCUUAUGACGUACAACAUCUUAUUAGAUGGGCUUUGUAAUUACGGGAAGCUAGAGACAGCAUUGGUCAUAUUCAAGGACAUGCAAAAGAGUGAAAUGGAACUUAAUAUCAUUACAUAUACUACUAUGAUUGAUGGGAUGUGCAAGGCUGGGAAGGUGGGAGAAGCAUGGGAUUUAUUUUGUAACCUCGGUCUUAAAGGAUUGAAGCCUAAUGUUGUAACCUACACAACAAUGAUCUCAGGAUUAUGUAGGAAAAGCUUAAUGCAAGAAGCAGAUGCCUUGUUCAGAAAAAUGAAAGAAGAUGGGAUUCUCCCAAAUAGUGGUACCUAUAAUACGCUGAUCAGGGCACAUCUAAGAGAUGGUGACAAAGCAGCAUCAGUAGAACUUAUCAAAGAAAUGAGGAGUUGCGGGUUUGCUGGAGAUGCUUCGACCUUUGGCUUGGUGACUAAUAUGUUACAUGAUGGGAGAUUGGACAAAAGCUUCCUCGAUAUGCUUUCUUAAAAACAGUUUCAUCAUACUCGAGA
This is a messenger RNA of Camelina sativa (false flax), 1957 nucleotides long. RefSeq lists its product as uncharacterized. NCBI's taxonomy places the organism in Eukaryota, Viridiplantae, Streptophyta, Magnoliopsida, Brassicales, Brassicaceae. Gene Ontology annotation, molecular function: protein binding. The record is from RefSeq and is a predicted model, not a curated record.